AUGACGAUGCCUUUCUUUAUCUCUCUGCCCUCGACGUCGCCCGCCUCCCCCACUGGUCUCCAGGCUACCAAUACGCUCGCAAUAACCUCAAUUCCUAAACACUUUUUCGAGCCAACGUUGCUCCGGGUUUUGCGGGACCACUUUGCGACGUAUGGGGACAUCAACCGCUGGGUUCCGCUUCCCAACUUCUCGCGUAUCAUCGUCAUCUAUGCCUCGAACGAGUCAGCGGAGAUGGCGAAGAUAUAUAGCGACCCCAUUGUGCUGGAGCAGACUAGCGAUCGAUCGCGGAUAACCCUCAGGGUAUACAGAGCCGACCCAAAUCCUCUGCUGCCUCCAGGCGAAGCCAUCGAUGUGCCAGCAGCCAACUACCUCCAGCCACCCAAAGUCGACAAGAACUUCCUCAUCAGCCCACCAGGGUCCCCCCCAAUUGGCUGGGAGCAAGUCAGAGAAGACCCGCCGAACGCUGCCCCGCUGGCCGAUGACCUCAUCGCGGCAUUGCGCAGACUCCAAGUGCACGACCGGGAGAAAUCAGGGGGCUUGGAGGUUCUGAUCGACCCAGAGGACGGUGAUGCUGGCGUUGGGAUCUAUGUCGAGGACUGUGGGAGUGACGAUGACGAGUCAGAGAACGAAGACGACUGGGUUUAUGGACAACCUCCGCCUUUCAGAACGCGCUGGGCAGCGACCGCAUUGCCUCCGGCUAUAGACAACACCGCAUAA
This is a messenger RNA of Mycena indigotica, 717 nucleotides long. RefSeq lists its product as uncharacterized. The record is from RefSeq and is a predicted model, not a curated record. The transcript has 2 exons. Gene Ontology annotation, cellular component: cytoplasm; nucleus. Bases 1 to 717 code for a protein of 238 amino acids. NCBI's taxonomy places the organism in Eukaryota, Fungi, Basidiomycota, Agaricomycetes, Agaricales, Mycenaceae. Gene Ontology annotation, biological process: calcium-mediated signaling. Gene Ontology annotation, molecular function: nucleic acid binding; calcium-dependent protein serine/threonine phosphatase regulator activity.